GAUACGGUCUGUCACAGAGUCCAAAACACCCUUUUCUUUUUCACUUUCGGGCAAAGUAGACCGACAAACUGUGCUACUCUCUGUCUCUCUCACUCGCACUUGAAGUUGAAGAUGGCCAUGAAACCCAAGAUCCACCCUCCCAACGGCAAUGGCUACUCUAGCGACAACUGCGGUGGAGGCGGUGGCUGUGGAAACACUUCCCCUAGUCCACCUACCUCACCUCCCCGUCACUCCCAUUUCCGCCGCCGAGUGAAGUCUAAGGUCCACUACGUUCACUCCCUUAAGGAGAGCUUCGGGGGCGGCUACGGCAUUCUGUUCCGGCGGAACCUUCUGCUUCUGUCCCUGCUUUACGUGUCUGGCCUGCUCAUGUGCGUGGGGCCCUUCUCUGCUUUUGUUUCCGGUCCAACUCUUCCUGGCUCCUUCUACCGUAGCCACGAGAUGUUUGGCAGGCUCUGGCGUGACAUUGAGGCUGAUAAUUCAUCCGCAAUUGAGUUAUCCUCUGUCUGGAAAUUCAAAAGGAGGCUAAAAGAGCAGAAACCUUGCCCAAACUCAACUGCUGGACGACGUUUUGAGUCAUCUGGCCCCACUGGUUACUUAAUUGUUGAGGCUAAUGGUGGUCUUAAUCAGCAGCGCUCUGCAAUCUGCAAUGCAGUGGCUGUAGCUGGACUUUUGAAUGCGAUACUUGUUAUCCCUCGAUUUGAUUUCCAUAAUGUUUGGAGGGAUCCAAGUGAGUUUGGUGACAUAUAUGAUGAAGAUCAUUUCAUAGCUACCCUUGAGGACUAUGUGAAAGUGGUGAAAAAGCUGCCCGAGGCAUUGAUGGAAAGACAUGAUUACAACAUUACUAACGUACCAACCUUCCGCGUCCAAGCUUGGGCUUCUGUCAAUUAUUACUUGGGAGAAGUUUAUCCUGUCUUGCAGAAGCAAGGGGUUAUCCGCUUGGCCCCCUUUGCUAAUAGAUUGGCAAUGAAUGUCCCACCUCAUAUUCAAUCUCUGAGAUGCCUCACUAACUAUGAAGCAUUGAGGUUCUCUUCUCCCAUUACAACUCUUGCAAACAAAUUAGUGAAUAGAAUGAUUGAGAAGAGCUCAAGGACUGGUGGGAAGUAUGUUUCUGUUCACCUCCGCUUUGAAGAGGACAUGGUGGCUUUUUCAUGCUGUGUGUAUGAUGGAGGAAAGGCCGAAAAAAUUGAAAUGGAUUUACUUCGUGAAAAAGGGUGGAAGGGAAAGUUCAAACGAAAAGAUCGUAUCAUUUUACCAAGUCUCAAUCGAAUCACUGGAAAAUGCCCACUAUCUCCGUUGGAGGUUGGGAUGAUGCUACGUGGCAUGGGGUUUGGUAAUGACACUUCAAUUUAUCUGGCAUCAGGGAAAAUAUACCAAGCAGGAAGACAUUUAGCUCCUCUUCUAAAGAUGUUUCCCCAUCUCCACACAAAGGAAUCUCUUGCAACCCCAGAAGAGCUUGCUACUUACGAGGGAUUUUCUUCAAGAUUGGCAGCUCUGGACUACAUAGUAUGCUUGUCUAGUGAGGUUUUUGUGACUACUCAGGGUGGAAACUUCCCACAUUUUCUGAUGGGUCACCGAAGAUUCCUCUACGAUGGACAUGCUAAGACCAUUAUGCCUGAUAAACGAAAGCUUGUUGUUAUACUGCAGGACAUGGGUCUCAGCUGGAAAGCUUUCAAGGAUCAGAUGAAAGAAAUGCUCAAUGAAAGUGACCGCAAGGGGAUCAUGGUACCAAGAGUGAGAAAAUUGAACAGAAAAACUUCCGUGUACACGUACCCUUUACCAGAAUGCAGAUGUCUCCAGAAAUCCGACAAGAAUCUAAUGAAUCCAAAUUCUACAUUCUCUAAUUACCAACUGAAAUCCAUGAGGCAUGAGAUGGAAAACCAAACUUAAUUAGUAUUUAUCACUAGCGCAGCUGCCAAACAUAUAUGAUUUUCUUGUACAAGUGGGCUUUGGUUAUUGUCUUUGAUUUUUAUACGAGCCCAUUACAGUUCAGGCGAGACAGGCUUUUCAACUCUGAUUCACGAGGAAUUCCUCAUUCCAUGUUACUCUUCUGCCUUCUACAUGGAGAUACUGGAUCUCUCAUCUGGCAUGGGUUAUGUAUGGAGCCUAGACUAUGAACUGACCAAGAUGGGAACAUUGCUAGACUUCGAUGUGCAUGAGGAGAUAUCAUUAACCCUAUCAUUCAGGAAGAACUUGUGAGUUCCAAGCCUUUUUGCAGUAUGAUAUAGUUUGUCUCUGUGAUUGUUAACAUUAAAAGGGUAUUAUACAUGAAGUGUCAUUAAUAUUACGUUCGUCUUUGGCAUUACAACUUUGCCAAUCAUUUUUGUUAUCUUGCUCACCAUUUUGUGUAAUGAGAUGAAAUCUGCAUGACUUUGAUGUAAUACUUUUUUCUUU
Molecule: messenger RNA, 2391 nt
Organism: Juglans regia (Persian walnut)
Lineage: Eukaryota; Viridiplantae; Streptophyta; Magnoliopsida; Fagales; Juglandaceae
Product: O-fucosyltransferase 10-like
Exons: 10
Coding region: 112-1887 (591 amino acids)
Source: RefSeq, a predicted model, not a curated record